CAGAUAAAUAACAAAAGAUACGAGUGCAAAAUUUUAAUUCACUCUCUAGUUUCAACUCAGACUUAACGAAACACAUCCCCACAAUCGAAUUUAUUUUUCGUGUUGCACGUUAAGUCUAUUAUACACCACACCACUUGAUCUGAUGUGUUGAAAAAAAAAAAUUAUAUUCCAUUCGAAUAUAUAAAUUGAUUGAAAUACAACAAUUUUUCUGUAUAAAAACUAUAAAUAAAAGUUUUUCGGGCGCAUUAAAAGAUUUUACUUCGACAAAGAAGGGGAUAACUUGGAGACGGUGACUGAGUUGUUGGUACCGGGAGCGGAAAAUAAAUUCGAAAGCGAAAGGAAUUUCGUGUUAUUUUUUUUUUAUCUCUUUUUUUUUAACUUUUAAUUUCCGCAUCGAAAAAAGGAAAACAGUUAUAGUCCCCCAAAUAACCAAGAAAAAAAAAAAAAAACUUUAAGAUACAAAAAAUGCAUUCAAGUUUGGUAAUCACGUUGUUAAUUGUAUGCGGGUGUGCAGCUAAUGGAUUUGCAGCUACCAUACCAACCAUUACCGAGGAAUAUAAUUCACAACCAAUCCCAACUCUAGUAGCACCGUGCAAUGUGAACGAUGAAAGUCGAGAUGAAUGCAUUAAAAAUGAAUUCCUCACCAUCAUACCUCUUUUAAAUAGAGGAAUUCCCGAAUUAAAUAUGGAAUCAGUUGAUCCCUAUUUCUUCAAAAAAGGAAUUUUCCGCUAUGCUAACGAUGGAGUUCAAGGUGGUUUGUUGGUAAAAAAUAUGAAUAUCUAUGGAAUCAGUCGAAUUUCUGUACGAGACUUCCUUAGCAAUUUUACUGGAAAUAAUUUUGUAAUCAAUAUGAAUGCUACAUUGCCAAGAAUUCAAGCUAGCGGACAGUUUAAGGCUGAUGUUAAAUUUGGUGGAUUAAGAUUGGUGCCGAAAGGACUUUUUAAUAUAACAAUUGACAACAUCAAGGCAAAUAUCUUGACAGAUGGAGGAAUUGUAGACAUGGAAGCUGGUCGUCGUAUUCAAUUGAAUAAACUUGAUGCCGAUAUUAGUGUGGGUCAUGCACGAAUUGCUGCCAAUGGAAUUUUCUCUGAUUCAAAUUUGAAUGCAAUGAUUUUGAAUUUAGUUAAUGAAAAUUUGCCAGAAAUUAUUCGAGUUGGAAUACCAGCAACCCGUGAUCAAUGGGCACCGAUAAUUGUUGAGCAUUUGAAUGGUUUCUUUGCGAAAGUACCAAUUGACAAACUCAUCUCAUUGGAAUAGUUUUUUUUUUGAAUGAAACUAUAUACGAGUGCAUAUACAUAAAUUAUAUUUCAUUUUGUGAAAUAUAAAAACAGUAUUUUGUUUUAAGUUCUUCAUUUGUACACAAAUUUUAAUUUAUUUAUACCAAACAAAACAUUUAGUGUAAGGAAAUAGAAAUAG
Episyrphus balteatus (marmalade hoverfly) is the source of this 1416-nucleotide messenger RNA. RefSeq lists its product as uncharacterized. The record is from RefSeq and is a predicted model, not a curated record. The transcript is spliced from 5 exons. Bases 466 to 1257 code for a protein of 263 amino acids. NCBI's taxonomy places the organism in Eukaryota, Metazoa, Arthropoda, Insecta, Diptera, Syrphidae.